AUGACUCGGCUUCUCUCAUACCUUAUUACUUUCGUAACCGCACUCACCACAAUCGGUUUUCUCUUUCAUCAGUCAAAGGUAUCAAUGCCGACCAUUAAGGAACGGGAACAACCCGAAAUGAGAAUAGAUGUUGUGGGAAGUUAUCUGUGUGACGACAAAGAAGAGAAGAAAUUCAGAGCCAGGUUUGGUAGGGGCCCAGGCGUUUCAGUUAGAGGAUGGCCAUCCAAGGGUGGCAUAUAUAUAUUGGAGCGAUGCUUCAAUAUCGAACUGGACUUUCUCAAGCUGGACAAAUUUCAUGAUACGCCACAGCCAUCUCCAUCUAACCCUAAUGCCAUAGCUGAAGAAGAGGCGCACUGCGAUCGGAGAAGUAAAAGCGAGGAAAACAUGAGACAAAUUCAACAGGCUGUCAACCCACGUCUAGGAAAACCCUUCAUCAAAGUUGGAUGGCCUGCCGGAGGUGGAGUCUGGGUUCUCAAUAUAACUGAAGAUGAGGCUAUCACAAGAGGUGUCGGUAUCAUUUACAAUGCUUCUGAUAUGGAACAUCGAUGCCGAUUGACUGAACAAUUAGGAGGCGCCUUCUUUAAAAAUCCGAACGAUUGGUUAGACUUGGAUUUGCCUUGA
Messenger RNA from Trichoderma harzianum CBS 226.95, 621 nucleotides. RefSeq lists its product as hypothetical. The transcript is spliced from 3 exons. The coding region runs from base 1 to 621 and encodes 206 amino acids. NCBI's taxonomy places the organism in Eukaryota, Fungi, Ascomycota, Sordariomycetes, Hypocreales, Hypocreaceae. The record is from RefSeq and is a predicted model, not a curated record.